UACAAAUUACACAUGUACGUUUUCUGGUUUUGCCAUUAUAAAAGUAUCACAACUUGUAAUAUGGGCACCUGUGUAAUCAAAUCAACAAACAAAUCAUGAUGUCGAAGUAUGUUCAAGAAAUGUCCAUUGAUGGGGACGAACCCCCUCCAAGUUUCACUACCAAAGAAAUCCUGGAUCCUUCUCCUCCAUUAACUUCAAUUCCUAUCAUUGAUCUCAGCUUACUAUCUUCACCAUCUUCUCAACAAAUUCAAGAGCUUCAAAAACUUAAAGAAGCUCUCGGUUCUUGGGGUUGCUUUCAGGCUAUAAAUCAUGGGAUUUCGGGCUUAUUCCUGGACAAAGUACGAGAAGUGACUAAGCAAUUCUUUGCACUUCCGACAAUGGAGAAACAGAAGGUUGGUCAGGGAGUGGAUGAUAAUCAAGGAUAUGGAAAUGAUCCUGUUCAUGAUUGGGUUGAUCGUCUGCUUCUUAGGUUAAUCCCUUAUGAAUCAAGAAAUCUUAAUGUUUGGCCAACCAAUCCAACCGAAUUCAGGGAAAUAUUGAGUGAAUAUUCAGAAAAAGUGAAAGAAAUCGUGGAGCUUCUACUUAAGGCUAUGGCAAGAUCAUUGAAUAUAGAAGAGGAUAGUUUCUUGAAACAAUAUGAGAAACAAGAACAAAUGGCAGUAAGGUUUAAUUACUAUCCUAAAUGUCCGAAACCGGAGUCGGUUCUUGGUUUUAAAGCUCAUUCAGACAGAUCAGUCAUCACAAUUUUGUUACAAGACGCAGAAGUAGAAGGUCUUCAAAUGUUCAAAGAUGAUCAAUGGUAUAGAGUUCCAAUUAUUCCUCAUGCUCUUGUUGUUAAUGUGGGUGAUCAGUUGCAGAUAAUGAGCAACGGUAUAAUGAAGAGCCCAAUGCAUAGGGUGUCAACAAAUUCAGAAAGGAAUAGAAUAUCAGUGGCAACGUUCCACUCGCCAAAUGCAGAAGUGGAGAUAGAGCCACUUCAGAAUUUGAUUGAUGAAGAGAGACCUCAACAAUACAGGAAGCUCAAAAAUUAUGCUGCAUUCAGCUACGCAUGCUUCCAAUCUGGCAAAAUUCCUCUGGAUUUAGUGAAGAUAUGACUCUUAAUUAUCAUCUUUUGUUUACAACUAAUGAGCAUGCAUCCUUUGUUUUCAAUAAAUAAUCGUCUUUUGUUUUCUAUUUCAAACUCGAAUUUCAUCUCUUAAUCUUCAAAAUACUUGCAGCAAGAA
Messenger RNA from Mercurialis annua (annual mercury), 1223 nucleotides. RefSeq names its product jasmonate-induced oxygenase 2-like. The coding region runs from base 96 to 1094 and encodes 332 amino acids. The record is from RefSeq and is a predicted model, not a curated record. Lineage: Eukaryota; Viridiplantae; Streptophyta; Magnoliopsida; Malpighiales; Euphorbiaceae. The transcript has 4 exons.